Oncorhynchus gorbuscha (pink salmon) is the source of this 1799-nucleotide messenger RNA. RefSeq names its product homeobox protein GBX-1-like. Lineage: Eukaryota; Metazoa; Chordata; Actinopteri; Salmoniformes; Salmonidae. The transcript has 2 exons. The record is from RefSeq and is a predicted model, not a curated record. Gene Ontology annotation, cellular component: nucleus. Gene Ontology annotation, biological process: regulation of transcription by RNA polymerase II; regulation of nervous system development. Gene Ontology annotation, molecular function: RNA polymerase II transcription regulatory region sequence-specific DNA binding; DNA-binding transcription factor activity, RNA polymerase II-specific. Bases 207 to 1169 code for a protein of 320 amino acids.
GGUAUAGGGAGGGGGCACAAAACAAGAAAACGACAGGUCGCAAUAAGCUUGAGGACGUUUCGGAGAAGCUGGUUAGUCCACCGGAUAAUAUCAAAGCGAAGGGACAUUUAACUUCACUCGACCAUCGAAUCUAAGGUUUGGCUAUUUGUUGAGGGAAAGAAGGAGCGCCUGAGUUUUCGAUAAAGAUCGUCACAAUUUUCUUCGCAAUGCAAAGACCGGGCGGCCAAGGGACGGCGUUUUCGAUUGACUCCUUGAUAGGAACUCCGCAACCUCGCCCGGGACACCUGCUCUACACGGGCUACCCGAUGUUUAUGCCAUACAGACCCUUAAUGAUUCCUCAAUCUUUAUCUCAUUCACAUUUACCAUCUGGCAUACCUCCUUUGGCGCCGUUGGCAUCUUUCGCCGGACGUCUUACCAACACAUUCUGUGCGAGUUUGGGACAGGGGAUGCCGUCCAUGGUGGCUCUCACCACAACACUGCCAAGUUUUUCCGAUCCGCCGGAUAGUUUCUAUCCUCCCCAAGAGCUCCCCGGACCUCGGUUAAGUGCCGACCCUGGAACGAGGAGACAGGAGAGCCCACACUCAGAUGAUCUCCAUGGAAGGGACAAGGGGUCGGAUUUACUCAACUUCUCGGAAACUUUUCAAACUAUACCAGGUGAGACUAAAUUGUACAGCUCAGACGAUGAGAAGUUGGACCUCAAAUCAGCGGACACAGCUUGCAGUGACAGAGAGGACAGCUCUGCCGUUGACAGCGAAAACGAAAGCGUAUCCGAUGGGAACAACUGUGGUGCUUUAUCCCAAAAGAGUAAACUAAAACCCGGGUCGCAGGAAGCUCUACCGCCGGGAAGCUCAGUGGGGAAGAGCAGGAGGAGACGAACAGCUUUUACAAGCGAGCAGCUACUUGAACUUGAGAAGGAAUUUCAUUGUAAAAAGUACCUUUCGCUUACCGAACGAUCUCAAAUAGCACACGCACUUAAAUUGAGCGAGGUGCAGGUCAAGAUUUGGUUCCAGAAUCGUAGGGCCAAGUGGAAAAGAAUCAAAGCUGGCAACGUGAAUAACAGAUCUGGAGAGCCUGUGAGAAACCCCAAAAUUGUGGUCCCAAUCCCAGUGCACGUCAACAGGUUUGCGGUGAGGAGUCAGCACCAACAGAUAGAGCAAACAAGGCCAUGACGAACUAUACUGGCCUAAACUCAUUUUGACAAAAUAAAGUUAUGGGUUGUUAAAUGCAUGAAGCACAAAAACUGGAUGAUAUUUUGUGGUCAGAGAGAUUACUUUACAUCAAGAGACAUGUCAUAUCAACUGGACAACUAAGGAUCAUAUGUUUUCUCUCCGCAGAUUAAUUCAUUUUUUUUGUGGAAUUAGGCCUAUCUCAUAUUUUAUUUAUUGUUUUGUUAAUUUGUAAAUAGUAUAUGUGUCGGGUGACACGGACAUGCACUAUGAAAUGAGAUUGUAAAAAUUCUUUUCUAAAAUAUUUAUAUCUAGCUAGGGCCUAUAAAUGUUAUGUUUAUAAUCUGCAUGUGCUUUACUCGUUCGGUGAAGCUAUUUCAAACUUCUCGUAUUUGGAACCGUUUUGUUUAUCACAUGUUGCAUGUACCUGACAACGUUUUCAUUUUGGUAGGCCACUGUAGGAAUUGUAUUCGCCAGCUGUUUGUGGAAAAAAAAGAUGCGAAGGAAAAUAAAUAACCAAACAAAGAAAUACUGUAAAGUAUAUUGACUUAAUAAAUCCAUUUAUAUUAAAUGUAUCUAUCUAAAUGCAUUAUUAUUGCUGGUUAAGCUGUAGUUUUAGAGAUGGCGAUUUGU